Acytostelium subglobosum LB1 is the source of this 219-nucleotide messenger RNA. RefSeq lists its product as hypothetical. The transcript is spliced from 2 exons. NCBI's taxonomy places the organism in Eukaryota, Evosea, Eumycetozoa, Acytosteliales, Acytosteliaceae. The annotation marks the transcript as partial. The record is from RefSeq and is a predicted model, not a curated record.
AUGACUCACCACUACGUUACUUACUGGCACCACGACGGCCGUCUCCACCACCAGACUCAUCACCAUGAGCAUGAUGCCCACAAGGAGUACGAGCACAAGAGAGCCCACGGACACUCAUGCGCUGUCCUGCAUCACGGCAACGUCGUCCACAUCCACCACGGUCAUCAUGGUCACCAGUUCGAGCAUGAGAUCAAGCACCACUUCAGCCACCACGGCUGG